AUGCCUUUCAGCUUCUCUUUCCCAUGUUUAAGGCCAUUUGCAACCAACAAUGUUGUGCCAUUGCCUGGUGUAUCUUACCAAUUUAACAUUUCCAGACCAGAAGGUGACGCUGUUCUGCAGGCAUUGGGCAAUACGGAGACGGUUCUGGACGAUGAAAUACAUGAUAGCAGAAAGAAGGAUCAGAAAAAUGAUUUUGAUGUGUUGGAUUCUUUCUCCAAAUUCGAAACAGAGUUUUCUGUCGCAGAGCGCGGGAAAAACACUUACACAUGUCUUGUACCCACCAGUAGCACUGGAAAUUCUUUUGGUUGCAUUACAGUACUGCAAAGUUUCGCAGUUAGGGAGGAUGCUGUCUCUUUUACUUUCAAAGGAUUGAGAAGGGCAAAAAUUAUGAAUCCAGAACUCAACCUUCACGACCAAGUUUGGAUAAGCACCGUUGUGGUCCAGAAAGACGUUGAUCUUGCAAAUAUAUUGAAAGAAGGUGAUCUGGAAGAGUGCAUAAAAAAUGCACGCCAGAGUUUCAAAAGUCUGACCAGCAGCCUCAAACAUUUCACAUCUUACUACAAGAACGCCAUGCAGGACAGAGAUGGAGAGUUUGGUCAUUUGCUAUUGCUGUCGCCACUUUCCAAUAUGAUGUACCUUCAACUGAGUAGAGGUUCGUUCAUCAAAUCAUGGGAUUCGUUGAACCGGUCGUUGGAGUUUUUACCACCCAAGAUCACAGAAAAAAAAGAUCUCGAACUUCUGCUGCAAAUUUUGGACAUGUCAGUUGCCAUUUUGCCCCUAGCACACCUCGAAAAACUGCGAUUUUUGGCUUUAGAGAAACCACAAGAAAGGUUGCAAGCUCUUGUUGAUGCUGAGCUUAAACUGACUCGUCUUUUCGCGGAAAUCUAUGAUUCUGUCAAGAGAAGCAAAGUUCAGCUGCGAGAACUGACCGCCCAAGAGAAGGCCAACUUUGUCGCCUUGCAUCUCAAUGCAUUGCGUAAGUUUUUGGGUAUUACUCGCAAAUCCCGUUCUAGAUUGCCUGAAUCUAAGAUUGGCGGUUUGCUGAAAGGGAGUUCAAACUCCGCUGUCGAAUCGCAAGAUGUUGAAGAAGACGAUGCCACCGCGAUGGAAAGUUUUUUGCAACGCAUAGAAGGGAACGAUCUUCAUCAGGAUGGACGCAAAAUGCUGCUCAAAGACUUGCGAAGAUUUAGGCAGAUGCAGCCGCAAAAUUCCGAGUAUCAGGUUCUCAAGAAUUAUUUUGAUGUGAUAGUGGAUAUUCCUUUCAAGACUCGCGGUGACAAAAGUGAUCCUGUGGAUCUUCGAAAGUCCAAAGAUAAGCUAGACACCGAUCAUUUCGGACUGCACGACGUAAAGCGGAGACUUGUCGAAUACCUUUCUGUCAUGAAACUGAACGAGACCGUUGCAGAUGCUUCACUACAAGCAAGACCACCAAUAUUAUUAUUGUCAGGACCACCGGGCGUUGGAAAGACAUCCAUAGCAAAAUCAAUCGCGGAUGUUUUAGGCAGGAAGUUUCACAGAAUCUCCUUGGGUGGUAUUUACAACGAAGCAGAGAUCAGAGGUCACCGCAGGACAUAUGUAGGUGCGAUGUGCGGCCUCAUCAUAAAUGCGCUGCGAAAAAGUGGCUCAAUGAAACCAUUGAUUUUGCUGGACGAAAUCGAUAAGGUGUUGAGUCUAACUGGGGCUGGAAAAGGUGGUCGCGGUGCCAGCAUAAAUGGGGACCCGGGUGCAGCAUUGUUGGAAGUUUUGGACCCCGAACAAAAUUCGACGUUUACAGAUCAUUAUGUUGGAUUCCCCGUGGACUUGUCAAACGUUCUGUUCUUCUGUACUGCUAACGAUUCAACAGAAAUUUCAGCACCUUUGCUGAAUCGUAUGGAGGUUAUAGAAAUUCCGGGAUACUCUCUCGAAGAGAAAAUUGAAAUUGGAGCUAAGUUUUUACUUCCUAAGCAAGUGAGACUAAAUGGUCUGCAAGGUGUUGGAGCAACAGUUGAGCUUUCCAAUGACGCAUGGAACAAGCUUGUUGCCGAAUACACGAGAGAGCCCGGGGUUCGAGGCCUGGAACGUAGUCUCGCCUCUUUAGUGCGAGGCAAAGUUGUCGAAUACGUGAAUGGAGCGGGCAAAGAUCAACAUAAACUGGUGAAUUCUGCUGACCUUGUCAAGUAUCUAGGAUUUCCACCACAUCCGAUUUCCAAGGAACUUGUCAAAGACGUGAGGCUUGCGGAGAAAAGCGGUGUUGUGAAUGGUCUGGCCUACAGCUCAAGUGGCUCUGGUGGGGUGCUUGUCUUUGAGGUUGUUCGAAUCGGGACUUUGGGUGAAAUCCGCAACGGACCCAAAGUGCACACGACAGGCAAUUUGGGCUCGCUCCUUAACGAGUCCAUCGAAGUUGCAACAGCUCUAGUGAAAUCUCUCAGGGAAAGGAGCGUUGUGCAAGGGCUUAUCCAGGACCCUUUCGAAGAGUUUCGACGCUCCGAGCUGCAUUUACACGUGCCUAUGGGUGCUGUGUCGAAGGAUGGACCUAGCGCUGGUCUUGCGAUAACGCUGGCUCUUCUUUCGAUCGCUUUUGACAUGCCUGUUCCCACAAACUUGUGUAUGACCGGCGAGAUAACAUCGAGAGGAAAGGUGCUUCCCAUCGGCGGGGUGAAAGAAAAACUUUUGGGGGCUCGGUUAUUCGGCAUGAAUAAGGUAAUGGUGCCACUUUCCAACCGAACGGACGUGAUAGAGUCUGUAAUGGACUCUGAGGGUUUUGAGAAGUGUUUGAAAUCCACACACUUUCCUGAGCUCUCUGUAGUGCGACAGAAAUGGCACUUGGAGCUGCACUACGUGGAUGACUUGUUUGAUAGCAUAAGAGUUUGCUGGCCGCACAGUUUUCAAGUCAAAGGCAACAAGAUAUUGAUGAUACCCACGGUAGGAUCCGCGAGACCGCUGCUGUAA
Lachancea sp. 'fantastica' is the source of this 2928-nucleotide messenger RNA. NCBI's taxonomy places the organism in Eukaryota, Fungi, Ascomycota, Saccharomycetes, Saccharomycetales, Saccharomycetaceae. The record is from the annotation of a GenBank genome assembly.